AUGGACCCAGAAGAGAUCCAAAAACUUGUGGAUCAGUUGAAUCUUUCGGAGGAUGAGGAGUCAACGGUUAGCUUAUCUCCUAAAUUGACCGAUGAACUCCGUUUUACUUCGAAACACCGUUUAGUGGGGAGAAUAUUUGCUGCAAAGCACAUUAACAGAGAUCUGUUGUUGUCGCACCUUUCUAAUAUUCUUUCCCCAAAAUCUCGAAUGGAAGCUGAAGUGGUGGGACCUAAUGUUUUCGUGGUCAAUUUCUCCUCUCUAGACGACAAGGGCCACGCACUCCAUGGUGGGCCGUGGCAUUUCUUUCAGGAUCUUCUUCUUUUUGCUGAGAUCGAAGGAUUCCAGAAUCCGUCUGCGGUCUCCUUCGAGGAAUUCUCGGGAUGGAUCCAGUGCCAUAACUUACCAGUGGCCUGUAUGCAUCCUGAUGUUAUCAGAAAGAUUGGUGAGGGUAUUGGCCGGGUGGAGGAGAUUGAUCUGAAUGCUGGGGGUCAAUGUCUUGGUCGUUUUGCUAGGGUGAGGGUUUCUUGGCUUUUAUCAAAACCCUUAAAGAGAUGCAUGCGUAUUCUCCCUGAUGGAGAGAUGGAGGGCAUAAUGAUUUUACUCCUAUACGAGAGACUCCCCAACUUUUGCUUUAAUUGCGGUCGAAUAGGACAUUUAUUGCGGUAUUGUCAAGAACCACGAGAUGGGAAGGCCGCUCUUAAUUAUGGCAACUGGCUUAUGGCUCCCAAAGCGAAUGAGGCGAGACGCAGAUCGACUGGGGAAGGUUUUAACUAUAAUAAAGCCACUCCCAGUACCAUUAAUAAGGUCAACUCCCAAAUUUUUACCUCACCUAAACAGGGGAAUAGUUUGCAAAUCUGUGAGGGACCAAGUACUCAUGUUGCGGCCCCAACUGUUUUACCCAAAGAGGGUCCAGGAGAACAGAAGGAACUGGAUCCAGCGGAACACGGGGUUCAUAAGGGUAAUGAGGCCCUGGCACUGAUUGAGCAGCAGGCUUUAGGGGAGUUGGAACCAACUGGUGCGGUGAAGGAAAUCAUCUCUGCUGACCUUAAAGUCAAUGGGAUUAAAAAGAAUCCCAAGUGGAAGAAAAGAGCCAGAGGGCUAUCCGAAGGUGGCUUAGGGAGAGGGGGUCGUGGAGGCAGGGGAGGGCGAGGUUGGAAAGGGGAUGGAGGGUUGCUCGGUAGGGGGAAAGAUGGCAGUCGGAGGAGCGAGGAGAUAAGGAAAGGGGAGGGAGAGGGGAUCGUCGAGGUCUCUGGUGAACUUGUUAGGAAGCGUGAGGGGAGUCCCGAGCUUGAUGUGGACGCGGGAUCCCCAGUUAAAAAACGUCCGCGUCAAAACACUGAUGAUAACCUGGCAACAACGGCGGUAGCUGCGGAGCAGCUCCGCCGAGCCCAAUGA
This is a messenger RNA of Salvia miltiorrhiza (redroot sage), 1395 nucleotides long. RefSeq lists its product as uncharacterized. Bases 1 to 1395 code for a protein of 464 amino acids. The record is from RefSeq and is a predicted model, not a curated record. Gene Ontology annotation, molecular function: zinc ion binding; nucleic acid binding. Lineage: Eukaryota; Viridiplantae; Streptophyta; Magnoliopsida; Lamiales; Lamiaceae. The transcript has a single exon.